AUGGCCGAGAGAAAAGUAAUGCCGAGACGGAAGCGGCUCAACGACCCUUCUGGGUCAAGGCCGUCGGAAAGGUCGGAUGUACCGAAGGAACCGGCGAGACCGCCGAGAACGAGGACACAGCAGACCGCGUAUGUGACGACGACGACGACUCACAAUUCCAAUUUCGGAAAUGACAUACAACGUAGCGUGUAUGUGGAAGCGCAGCAGAACCCGACCGAGAAGGCCCCGAUGACGACCCUCGACGAGAACGUGAACCGUGUACCACAACAGGAUAAGACAGCCAACAAUAUGGAUCAUAUAGGAAAAUUUGAUCGAAUAGAAAGGCUCUCACCGAUGGAUGCACAGAUGCAAGACGCGGAUGGUGGGCGGCCUGUCCAAGUGGUACUUGCCCAUCCAGAAGAUCAUACCUUUGAAUUAGAUGAAGCUGCAUUGUCAGAAAUUCUUCUACAAGACGACGUGAAAGAUAGAAGUGUGGUUGUGGUAUCUGUUGCAGGUGCCUUCAGGAAAGGCAAAAGUUUCCUUCUUGACUUUUUUCUGCGUUACAUGGAUAACAAGUACACACUACACAGUAAUACCGAUUCUUGGUUGGGCGCUGAAGAUGAACCACUAAGUGGUUUUUCAUGGAGGGGUGGUUCCGAAAGGGAUACCACAGGAAUAUUGAUGUGGUCGAAGGUUUACCCCGCUACCUUGGCGAACGGUGAAAAGGUCGCUGUAAUUCUUAUGGACACUCAAGGCGCUUUCGACAGUCAGUCAACUGUGCGAGACUGCGCGACGGUGUUCGCGUUAAGUACAAUGGUGUCUUCUGUGCAAAUAUAUAAUCUGUCACAAAACAUUCAAGAGGAUGAUCUACAACAUCUACAGUUGUUCACCGAAUACGGUAGACUGGCGUUGGAAAGCACCGACAGCACGCCCUUUCAAAGACUGCAGUUUUUAGUCAGAGACUGGGUUUAUCCGUACGAGGCUGAUUACGGCGCUACCGGCGGAAAGAAAUUGCUCGACAAAAGACUGGAAAUUUCUGAUAGGCAACAUCCGGAAUUGCAAAGCUUGCGAAAACACAUUAAGUCCUGCUUUUCGGACAUAUCGUGUUUUCUCAUGCCGCAUCCCGGUCUUGAGAUUGCAACAAAUCCGAAAUUCGACGGUAGAUUAUCUGAGAUACAAGCCGAGUUCAAGAAACAGUUGAAAGUGCUCAUACCGAUGAUACUAGCGCCGGAAAAUCUGGUAACUAAGAAAAUCAACGGCCAAGUCGUAAAAGCAAAAGAUUUAUUGGAAUAUUUCAAGAGUUACAUCAAUCUUUAUAAGGGAGAUGAACUUCCUGAACCGAAAAGCAUGCUUGUGGCCACGGCGGAAGCUAACAACUUGACCGCUGUAGCAGAAGCUAAAGAUUUGUACCUUCAGAUGAUGGAAAACGUGUGCGGUGGAGCAAAACCAUUUUUAGCGACUGCUCACUUAGAAUCCGAACAUCAACACUGCGUGGACUCAGCUCUUCGUCUAUUCCAGAAUAAACGAAAGAUGGGUGGCGAGGAAUUCAGUCAAAUAUAUAUGGAAAAAUUGGUUAAGGACAUGGAAGACUCUUUCUCACAAUUUAAAGCACACAAUGAGAGCAAAAAUAUUUUUAAAGCAGCGCGAACGCCAGCAGUGUUUUUCGCAAUUGCCGUUACCAUGUACAUUUUAUCUGGAAUAUUUGGUCUUGUUGGUCUGUACACAUUAGCAAAUAUAUGUAAUCUUAUUAUGGGUACUGGCUUGCUCACGCUUGUCUUAUGGGCAUAUAUAAGGUAUAGUGGAGAAUUUAGAGAAAUUGGAACGCAGAUAGAUGACUUAGCCAGUAAAAUAUGGGAAAAUUGUACUAAUGAAAAACGAUAUUUGAGAAAGGUCUGGCUAUGCGCUCAUCUUUGUUAUAAAUUUACGUAUACAUUAAGAUACUUAAUUCUGUCCAUUAUUGUGAUUAUAUUUGCAAUACCUAUAUGUCAUUUUACCUAUCGAGAUCUUCAUAGACAUGGCUAUAUCUGAUCACACGCUUUUCUUUUCUAAUUUUAAUCUUUAAUUAUCUUUAAUUCUGAAUAUAUUGCUUUUCUCUUCGACUCUUUAUGUUUCUUACACAUCUGUUUCGCAUUUUUUCUUACUGAACAAAACUGUUUCAUAAUAGAAGUAACCAUUAACAUUACUCUCUUUUAUUGUCUUUUUUUAUUCCUGUCAUAAGCUGAGUGCUAACAGGAGCAAAUAUCGAAAAGGUAUGGCAUUCGACUCAUAUAUAAUCAAAUAUUUAAUAACUAUAUUACACUGAUAACACUUUCCCUUUCAAAAAACAUUCAUCCAUUACUUAAUUAAAAAACUAUUUCUUUCGUAUAACUAUUGAUACUUUUUCUAUAUUCAGCGUUAAGUUCCGUAAAGUGAAUGCUGCAUCUAGUGUAGCUAGAAAAUAAUAAAAAAUCUUUAAAUUUAGAAGUAACGUAUAAUUAUCCGUCGUCGCCUAUAUAAUUGUCAUAAAAGUGUAAUAUUAAUUUAAAAAAAUUUUUUGUUUAGUUCAUGAAGCCACUCUACCAACAAUUCGUGGAGAAGUCCGUGUCUGUAGCAGUGGCGCAGGCUGCUGAACUUGCGGCAACGAAUUCAACAACAAACGCCACUGUGACUGCCAAUGGCAAGCCUAAAUUAUUGUAACGUUCAUUCUCAUAUCCAUAUCCUAAUUGUUCAAACGAAUCGAAAUAUUGCAUCCUUAUAUGUUAAUAUUAAGUGGCGUAAUCAAAUUUUACAAUAUCAUUAUCUCUUGACAUACCACCAUGAAUAGUUUUCUCUCUGUUUAAAACUGGAUUAAACAUUAUGGCUUGGAAGCAUUAAUUUGAAAAUGACUGUGAAUGUAUAUACGAUGUAUUCUAAUUAUAAAAACAGCGUUAGAUUGAUGGAAAUCAUGAUUACUAGUAUUGCCUAGUAUAUCCUUGAUAUGUGAAUGUUGUAAAAAUAAAAUCUUGUACUGGUGAAAAAUAUUAUUGUAGCUUAACCUAAAAGUUUUAUCACGGGGAUGUUAAUAUAUAUUUAAAGUUAUUGAAAAAUAGAAAAGUGCAUUUUUGAAAAUAUCAGGACACAUUAGGGGAAAAUAAGUCCUAAUAGUUCUCAUUGUUUUUUUUUUUUCCAUUAUAUCAAGCUUUCUGUUGUAUCCAUUAUAUUUAAAGUGCAUUUUGAAUUUUUGUUUUAAUAAGGAUUUUGUUUUGCAUGGAUUAUGUCUUAAGAUUAUGUUCUUGUUAUUUUAUGUGUUAUUUAUAUGCUUGGGCUAACAAAGUUCAGAUUUCAUUCGUGCCAGAAACGCGCUACAUGAGUUGUACUACUGUUUAAUAAAAGAAGGAAUGUAUAUAUUGCACGAUGUUAUUCACAUUCUAAGUAGUUUAAAAGAAAAAGUGAUAAAAAUGUUAAGAACUUAUUUAAUUGACUCCGAUAUAGAUAUUCACACGCCAUAUUGUUGUAGUGACUUAAUUAAAUGUAAUGACUUUAUUAAAUGCAAUAUCUCGAAGUUGUCCGAUUAUAUUGAUCUAUUUAAGAAUAAUAUAAGUCUUAUUGCCACAACACACUGUUAAUAAUAAUCAAAUUUGUGUCGUAGAUAUGCUGGACUACAUUUUCUAUAUUGCUCAUUGAAUAAAACUGAUCAGUGAAUACUUUAAAUUUAUGAAGUUUGUAAUAUUACGUUUAUUUAAAUCUGCAUAUGUAGAAAAAUUAGGUUUUUGAUCUCCAUGAAUUUUGUUCAAUGAGCAAUCUUGAUAAUACAAUUUGACGUGUAUUAAAAACUCUACCAAGUCUUGCCAAAUAAUUCCUAAUGUACUUUAUAUUUGAUCUAUAACGUACUCGAGAGAGUAAUAUAUUUUAUUUAUACUCGCAUAUAGUCUUUUAACACGAAAUUUAUUAAUACAUUAUAACAUGGACUUAUUGAAGGAGAUAAUUAUUACAAUUUAUUAAAUAAAAAAGGACAUGCCUCAUAUUUUCCUAACAUAGUAAAAAUUAGAAGUCUAUACUUGGUGGUGGUUUUAAUAACACUAGAAUUUAUUUAUAUAUGUAUUUGAUAUUUUGAAUUAUUUACAUGGUGAAGACGUACGUAAGAAACAAGUUCACAUUUAUAAACCAAAAUAUAUCAGCUUUUUAACAUAAUAGAUUCAAAAUUUGGGUACAUUAUUUUUUGUAAUGAUAUUUUUUUAUAUCUUUAUUGACAGAUAUAAAUAUUAGAGGCAGCUUUUUUAAAAAAUAUUCUUUAUUAAUAUAUUUGUUUUAUUAAUUGAGUUACAAUACAAUAGUUGAGUCAGUAAAGAAUUUUGUAUUAUUAAUAUAGCCGUAUAAUCGUCAUCUUAUUGUACAAUAUUUUAUACAAAAUGGGGUAUACAUGUAUGUAGGAUAACAGCAGAAUGAUUAUGGAGGUGCCAUUAAAAUUUAAUUUUUGGUUACCAAGA
Molecule: messenger RNA, 4424 nt
Organism: Monomorium pharaonis (pharaoh ant)
Lineage: Eukaryota; Metazoa; Arthropoda; Insecta; Hymenoptera; Formicidae
Gene: atl
Product: atlastin
Exons: 9
Coding region: 1-2007 (668 amino acids)
Biological process (GO): endoplasmic reticulum organization; protein homooligomerization
Molecular function (GO): GTP binding; GTPase activity
Source: RefSeq, a predicted model, not a curated record